AUGGUUGGUGCGCCGACAUCCGUGGGUCAGUGCAAGUCUGGAGUAGAACUGGGACCAAAUGCUCUCCGAGCCGCCGGUCUUAUUAAACAACUCCAACAUUUGGGUCAUAAUGUGGUCGAUUUUGGAGACAUUCCUCAUCAGAGUAUAAAUACAAAUCAGAAUUCAGUGAAUAAUAAACUUAAAAAUGUGUCGGAAGUGCAAGAGAUGUGUUCACAACUUUACAGUUUAGUUGAGAAAGUGGUUCUGGAUAAGAGAAUCCCAAUAACAUUGGGAGGGGAUCACAGUAUAGCCAUGGCUUCUAUUAGUGGUAAUGCGGGUGUUGUGCCAAAUGACGAGUUAUGUGUGGUUUGGGUGGACGCACACGCGGACAUCAAUACAGUGGCGACCACCAGGACGGGUCACUUUCACGGAAUGCCCGCCUCUUUUCUCAUCAAUCAGAUCCAACACCACUUCAAUAACCCUAACAAUAAUUGUAUUCAAGAUUGCGAGACGUCGAGUCGAGUGAAGUGA
Oppiella nova is the source of this 510-nucleotide messenger RNA. NCBI's taxonomy places the organism in Eukaryota, Metazoa, Arthropoda, Arachnida, Sarcoptiformes, Oppiidae. The record is from the annotation of a GenBank genome assembly.